GCAAUGGGAUUCACUAAGUGUACAUGAACAUUACGCAAGAUCCUGCGCCUUCAAUCCAUCGAGAAGGGGUGAGAGGGACCCUGUUCGCUCGAGCAAGGUUUUAAAAAUCAGGACUCAGGACAGAGACAGAGAGAGAGAGAACCGUCUCGGUAGAUCCCUUGAUUCAGCACGAUCUAGUCCAGACUGCUCUGACAAAACAAGCAUCCUCCCUCCAGCAUUAGAGCAAUGCUGCAAGAUUGGAAAAAAACAUCAGGUCUGUUGUUUUUCUCUUGAGGUGUCGAGACGCAUUGCUGUGCCAAAAGGCGUAAUCAUCCUAACCAACUGAAUCUCGUCGUUUCUUUAGAAGAUUUCCUUAUAAAUAUGACAGCAUUUUUGAAUAAUUAUCGCAGGCGGUCGAGUCCCAGAUGACUGGAUUUUUGUAGUAACCGACCGUUGGGGUAAUUUUUGCUGGAUCCGUUAUCUUCGUUGAAGGCGUUGCUUGUGUUCCUUCUUUCUUGUUUGUGUGUGUUUUGUUGCCCGGCUGCUUGAAUUGUCCAGGCGCCUUCUUGCUCUGAAUUGUGAUCCUCAUUUCAUGCAUGUCCAGGGGUGGCAGGUUCGAUUUUGACGAUGGAGGGUCGUAUUGUGGAGGUUGGGAAGAUGGCAAGGCUCAUGGACAUGGCAUCUGCACCGGCCCAAAGGGCCAAGGGGAGUACGCGGGCUCUUGGAGCCAUGGCUUCGAGGUGGUUGGAGUGUACACCUGGCCAAGUGGUAAUACCUACCAGGGGACAUGGGCUCAAGGGAAGAGGCAUGGCAUCGGAGUGGAGAGCAAGGGAAAGUGGGUCUACAAGGGCGAAUGGUGCCAUGGUUUCAAAGGACGAUAUGGGGUUCGGGAGAGCAUUGGCAGUGGAGCCAAGUACGAAGGGACCUGGAACAAUGGACUGCAAGAUGGGUACGGAACAGAGACCUACAGAGAUGGAGGUACCUAUCAAGGGCAGUGGAUUGGAGGAAUGCGUCAUGGGUAUGGUGUGCGUCAGAGUGUUCCCUAUGGGAUGGCUGCUGUUAUCAGGUCUCCCCUCAGAACUUCUAUUAACUCUCUAAGAAGUGAACAUAGUAAUGGUACAGCCAUACACCCAGACACUCCAGCUGGAAGUCCUGCAGGAUCACGGGGGGGCUUUGUUCUCACUAUGCAUAGUGACAAUGAUCUUCUUUCAACCAAAAACAAAAAGAAAGGGAUUUUUCGCAGAUCCCUUUUAAGUGGGCUGAAACUCCGGAAGUCCGAGUCCAAAAGUUCCUUGGCGAGCCAAAGAAGCAAGCAGAGUUCAUUUCGCAGUGAAGCUGGGAUGAGCACGGUCAGUUCUACAGCCAGUGAUAUCAAUUCCACAAUUAGUUUUGGUGAAGUUGAGACAGAUUUGUCAGUCAUUGAAGAUGAUAUAGAUGCAACAACAACAGAAACCUAUGUGGGAGAAUGGAAGAACGACAAACGGUCUGGGUUUGGGUUAAGCCAUCGUUCUGAUGGCUUGAAAUUCGAAGGGGAGUGGCUGAGCAACAAGAGGCACGGUUAUGGAUGUACAACAUUUCCAGAUGGAACAAAAGAAGAAGGCAAAUAUAAACAGAACGUGUUGGUGAGUGGGAAGAGGAAGAACUUGAUUCCUCUACGGACAAGUAAGAUUCGAGAUAAAGUGGAUAGGGCAGUGGAAGCAGCUGAACGGGCUGCAGCUAUUGCCAAACAAAAAGCUGAGAUUUCUGCAUCCAGGACAUCUCAUGCUAAGUCAAAAUCGGAGGUGGCUGAAACAGCUGCUCAAAAAGCUCAGGAUGAAGCGCAGCUUGCAAGGAUCACUGCCAAAGAGUUCUCACCAUCUACCCAACACCCAGGCAAUGGAAUUGAGUAUCAAAGGCCAAAACACCAGAACUCAACUGAAAACGAGAUAGACAGAAUUUCAUCAGAAAGUCCACCUCAGGAAGAAAGUCCAGAGCUCUACAGGAAGGGAACAACACCUCCAGAUCUUACUCCAGAACACAGCCCUGUGCCAAGCCGAUCAUCCAGUUCACCAUCAACCUCACCACCAAAGUACAGAAAAAAGAAUGCAAGGCUUGUAAGACAGGUGCAUUUAGAACAUGACAAAGGGCAAGACAUUCAGGUGCUGCUGGAAGGAGGAAGGGAUGAUUACCCAAGACCUACUAACUGGAAUGAUAAGCUGCGAUUGGGCAAUCGAAGAGGAGCAAGCAAAGGAAGCAGCCACUCCAACACACCAUCAAUAGCUGAGGAGAUCAGGGAAAGAAGUACCGAAUGCAAAUACAAACACAGACCCACUGACAGAAAAGGAACAGAGUCACCGACAUUUUCAUGGACAUCCUAUCGGUUGCAUAAUCAUGAUUCAGGUAGCCAGCUGCAUGAGCAGGAUGAAGAAAAACUUAGUAACUAUGAAAUGGAAAUGAAGCCCCUACAACGCAUGGAUUCCUAUGUGCAAGAUACAUUUUCAGAAAAACACCACAGUAAUUUCAGCUCCAAAAACAUGAUGGAAGAUUAUCAUCCAGACUUUCUCAGCUAUGGAGUUCAGAGGCUAAAACCAACUGUACAAAAUAAAGAGAACUUCAGACCUAUGAGUCCCUCUGAGCCCAAUGUACAAAGGCUGGAGACCUUGAGAAUGAAUGUAAAGCUAGAGCCACGACCAUCGAGACACAAUAUUAGUAUGCCACCAAAUUCAAGAACAGUAAAUAUCCAACAGUGCGAAGAGGAAAUGAUGGUUCAGUAUAAAUCUGAUUCAGGCUCCAAUCCUAUUCUGGUUGCUAUGGUGAUUUUGCUAAACAUCAGUGUCGCCAUUUUGUUUAUUCACUUUUUUAUUUGAAUGCCUAUUUGUCAGUUUAAAUGAGAGAAAACAUGAAAUUGCAUAAAAGAAAACUGGUGUACUUCAAUCUGAAAAAGUCAGCUUUUACUGAGAACACGGUCAACUUCUUCACACUUUGCCUUUCCUAGAUAACAAUACUGGAGUAGUCAAAAUUAAUGGCAUAAAUAAAAUAGGUCUGUGGCAUGACAGAAUGGUGAAAUAUGCUUCCCCAUUACUUCAACAAUUUAAUGUGCAAUAUUUGAAGAGAAGAACUGUAAACAAACUGGGAGGAAGGUACAUGACCUUAGUUCUGACAUCAAGAAACUUAAGACGUUGAUAUGUCCAUUUGGUUGUUGAUGAGGAUUUAUUCUGAAUGUAUUGCAGACACUGAGUUUACAGUAUAUUCUUUUGUUGGUCUACUCAAGUCAAUUUUCAAACUACAAUUUUUUUAUUGUUAUGGAAACAUUCAGAGUAUUUUGAUUAAAAUAAGCUGCACAAGCCAACAAUUAUGCCACAGAAAUUAACUCAUUAGAUUCAUUCAUAUUUAUUUCAUAACAUUUAGCCACUUUUUUUCUUAGACAUAUUCUUCUGAAGACUGCAGAAGCUUAAAGGGUGAUAGAGAAUAUUUUGCAUAAGAGGUAUUAUUACUGCACCAAAACAAAAUAAGAAUCGGUAAAUGACUGUUUUAUUAAUUCAAAGAGAUAUUCCUGGCUCCAGGUUGACCAUUUGAGAAGUUUAUUUCAUAAUAUUUAAAAUAUAAAUAAAACUAAUUCUCCAGAGAUGAUAAUAUACACUUCCUCAACAUUACACAAGUAUUCCAGGGCUUACUGAAUGAAUUUUGAAUCGAAGAAGACAGGUUUGGAUCUGUGGUAUGACACAGAGGUGGGCAGGUGCAGAAACAUAUGUGGUUGGAGACACGCUAGUUCCCUGGCUCCAAGCUGCACCUGGGCCAUUUUUCUGGAGUCCAGAUUAGGAGCACGGGAGGAAGGGUGUCGGAUAACUUAUUAAGGCUACUACUGAAGGCUGACUAGAAUUUUUCAGUGAGCUUCCAGCUACCUGGAGGCAAUGGGCAUCAGUGUAGCUGUCUGGGUACAGCCUUCCAUGGCUGGAAUUAGGGCCAGCUCUUCGGGGGGAUUUACAUCUCCUUCUUGUCUUCCUGGUAUCAUUUAUAGGCGCAGGCCAACUCUAAACAACGGUGAGCUGCCUGCAGGGGCGUAUUUUUCUAAAUUUUAAAAGAUCUGGGAGAGGAUACAUGCAUCUUUAGGUGUCCAAACUUACUUGUCCUGUCAUCCCACCACUGCUUCCAAGCUGGAAGGCCUCGUGUUGGCUCUCCAGUUUAAAAAGGCUACCUGUUGUUCUUCAUUAUAUGAAAAGCUAGCUUCAGGCUAAUGACAAAUUGAGGGAAAUCUUAAAUGAAUGACUGUUUCCAACCACAGAAUGGAUAUCUGUCCACCAUCUGAGGCUGACUCUUGGGUUCUGAAGCUCAUGGGGAUAAUCCCACCCUAAGGCUUGUGGCUUUUGCAUUUGAUUUUUAAACAACGUAGCUUGUCAAUUAAGUUUCAUAGUUCUGUAAACCACUACAAUGUGAGACUUCUUCCAAAGUUAUCGUUGGCAUGAAGUGUUGAAAUUGUUUUCAAUUUACGGCUCAAUAAAUUUAAACAUAAGCAGGACACAGAAUUAAUAAGAUGCAACAAUGCUGGGGUAAGGAUUGGAUAGUUCGAAAAUUUAGUCUUGGUAGUCCAACAAAAACCUGAAUUGUUAUUGAUACAUUUCUUUGAUCAGAUAUCAAUCAUGUUGAGAUUCAGUUUUUCCUAAGGUUAAUAAACAAUUCGUUUUCAAUUAGAUGUUAACAAUUGAAAGUUGGCCAGCCACAGCAGAAAUUUCUGAAUUAUUAUAACCAUACAGGUAUUAUUUGGAUUCCCGUUAGUAAUUUCAGAGAAAAAUUGAUCAGACUAAUUAAUUAAUCAUGGAGCAACGGCCACUCUAGAUAUUAGCAAUACAUUUAUAACCAGGCAUGAGAUAUUUGGGCCAGAAUUUCAUUAUUGAGGUACAUCUCUUGAGUCUGAAAAUUGAGGCUUGGUUCCCAGAACUCCACUGCAACCAGUUUUCAGGUGCAGCAGGUGGUUUUAGGAAGAGUCAAAAUGUGGGAUGUGAUGAUGAGGGAUAUAGUCAGACUUGCCAAUUCCAUAAAGUAGAUUGUAGGCCACUGUGGGAGUGGGAGAUUAUUAAGGCACACUAGUUAGAAGGUCUGUCUUAGCUCCCUGAAACUUUGCCCCAGUUGAUUUAGCUUUUACUCCUCACAUCCCAACUCAUGGCCCACUUGCCCACCCGCAUGUCCCCUCUAUUCAAGCUUAUAUUGCAUGCCACAUUCAUAGCCACUCACGGCAGUAUCAAUUAUCAGAAGAUCUCAGGAGCCAUUUGGAGGUGAAAAGAUCAAACCAAUAAUAAUCGAUUACAGGUUUCAUUCAUUUACACAUUUGAUAUUGAUAAAACUUCUAUUCAUGAAAUUCAUUAAAAAAUAUUUUACAUCCCUCAAGUGUUCAAUCUGUUGUAAAAUUAUAUGUUUUAUUCAGUAAAUAUUUCAAAGGCAGCUAAUUCUUUGACAGCCUAUUUAAAUUAUCAACUAAAAUAUGAACUCAGCUUCUCCAUUGAUAUAAUUGCUUUUGUAGUUUUUUGUUUAAAACUCAGCCAAGAAUUCAUAAUGACUUUAGCUAUAAUAACAAACAUUGGGAAAUGUCAACAAUGAUUUGAUCGAAGCUGCAGGAACAGAUUAUAUUUUUUCUUUACACUACAUUAGAUGACCAAUCAAUCAAAGAAAUUCCCAAAAGAGUAUUCAUUUAAUUCUAACUGAUUACUUCAGCCAGCUUCUUGUCAAACGUUUCGGGGCAUAACAUUGAUCAUGACACUUACACGGACACUAUUCACCUUUCAAAAACAUACUCUAUCAAUUCAUGUCUUCCAUAAAGCGUUAAAAUGUUUCAAUUUGACAUUAAUUUUAAGAAGUCCUGCAGAGUUUGGGCUUCUCACCUGUGUGAUUCAUGCCUGCCUCCUAUCUUCUUCUGGAAAAAAUGGUGUCUUUCACAAAUGGGGAUGGGAUAUCUGCAUCCAGGUACAACCCACAACUUAUAAAGAUAUUGCUCAGCUUUGUGACAAAAAGCCCUAUAUACACUUGUAUUUUUUCAACAAAAAUACCAUUCCAUCACCUUUUACCAGCCUUGCUUCACUACCUCUACCUUGAUAGAUCAUCCAGCUCCUACAAUUCUAACACUGGUGCCACUUUACAAACCACACUAAUAAAUCAGCAAAGUGGUGCCGUGGUAGUGUGCCUGGGUUCAAGAUCUACCUGCUCUUGAGACAUAUAAUAAUAUCUCUGAAUAGGUUGAUGGCUCUGUGGUAGUGUCCCUACCUCUAUGCCAAGAAGCCUGGAUUCAAGUCCCACCUGCUUCAGAUGUGUGUAACAAAACUUCUAGGUGGAUUGAUUUUUUAAAAUAAAUCUAUAAAUAGCAACAUUCAAAAUUGAAUACAAUGAGUAAAUCAGCUGGAAAGAUGACCAAUAAAAAAUUGCCAUCAUAAAAAGACAGAAAAGACCAUGCAUUUCCACCGCAUUUAUCAUAUUCUCUGCAUACCUUAAAAUGAUUCAACAAUUCAUUACUUUUGAGAGGUGUUCAGCAUUGUAGUGCAGCUAAACAAGACAGUAAAAUUGCACCCACUAUCAUUCCACGGCUCAGUUAAGUGACCUCUCAGCCUGUAUAGCUUAAGGGGAGUACAUGUGGACAAGGACAUGAGAGAAUUCCCAUGUUCUUUCUUUUAUGGUGUUGGAUUACCAUUUACCAUUACUUUCAAAAAGUGGCACCUUUAAUGUUGCAUGACAGUGCUUCUCAGUAUGUGCCAAAGUCCUGGACUGGACUUAAGUUCACAGCCCUGUGCUUCAGAACCAAGUGCUUGUGCUGACUUUAUAAGGUACAUAUUUAUAAUCAUUUUUUCAGUCACUUGAUAUUAAGUGUAUCUGAAAUAAAUGUUAGUGCAAACAUUGUGUUCCAGUCAAUUGAUAGAUUUCAACCAAAUAUUUCCACAUAACUAAGAAAUCAAGUAAAUUAGAUGAUAUUAAACAAAUCUUUUCCAUUUCUUUAGAAACAAUUUCUUCUAAACAGGUAUAUUUUUGGUGCAUCCAGCUAGAGUUACACUUUACACAUUUACAUAUUAUUAUUUUUUAAAGUCCAGUUUCCUAUCCAACAAUGUUAAAUAAAUGGAAGAUGAAUUCACAGUAAAGGCAGAGGAGCUUUAAGUUGUCCUUGUUCAAGGAACCUGACUCUGCAGAUUCACCACCCUGUUAGCUACGAUAUUGAUUUGACCGAAAAAUAUUACUUCUCAGCAGAAAUUUGAGACAAGCUGCAUGUAAAGUCUUAGUGUUUUUUUUUAAAAACAAAGGAACCAGGGCACAUUGGACAGGCAUCAUUAAUAAUGAUAAUUAGGCCAUCAUGUAGCUAAAUUGAGGCUCUAUUUAAAAUACUACCUUGAUUGAAUUGGACUGCAUGGGUAUUUGUCCAGCAUUAAAAAUAAGUGUAAACAAAAAAAAAUGUGCAAGUUGCCCUUCACAGACUUAAAUGGUCAUUGUAUUACUCCUUGAGUGGGAUAGUCUAUUUAAUGUACCUACUUUUAGUUACAAUUAAUCACAUGAAUCAACCAACAAGAGGUGAAAUAAUACAAUGAAGACUAAAACUACUCACAAGUACAGUUGUGAUACCUGUCUGUUAAACAAUCUAUUUUUGCAUGUUAUGGAUUUUUACUCUGGAAAGCAUCUUUUUCCAGCUUUGUGUUCACUGAGAUUUUUGGUUUUACCUGUCUGCAGUACCUGGAUUAAAUGGCGCUGGAUCGUGGCGACAGUGGAAAAGCUUUUCACUGUAUUUUACUGUUUUUUUUCACUGUAAAAUACAGGUGACAUUAAAAUCAUUCAUUCAUUAUUAUCAAAUCCACUUUAUACCUCGGCAGCAGUCAUGCACAUAGCACAUUUUUUUUUGAAAAACAACUUUAAAUUGAAAUCAACAUUGGACGCAGAAUAACCACCAAAUCCCAUCCCUGUACUUCAGUUAAAGAAUACCAAAGUGUUGGAAAAAUAUUUCAACUUUGCCAAUUGAAAAGAUAGAAAUAUGUUUAUCUUAUAAUUCAUUUUUGUACUUUGACUCACAUAAAUACAUUAGCAAAUCCGAAUCUAAUGGUUAAAAGUACUACAAAUGAACCUUCUCAGUUGAACGUAAAUCCUCUAAAGUGCGUUUUAACUUUUUCUUUCUGCUGAUAAUUUCUUUGCAUGGAGUAUCCUUCUCAUUUUGAUUUAUUUGCAAUUUUUAUCUACAGUUUGGGAACAUUCAUUUCUCCUAAAGGCGUAGAUAGCUAUUACUUUCAACACCAACUUUGUGUCAGAAAUAUAGGCCUUGAUUAUUUUGGUUUAAACCUUCUCUCAACAUUCAUUAUGCUGGAGUUUACCAGAGUAGGGCUUCAAUAUUAAAUGUUACAAGUUUUCUUGCAAGAUAUUUCUGAUAUAUUUUCUACUUCUGCAAAUUAUUUUUACUGGAAACAUUAAAAAAAACCCAAAAAAAAUUUUGCCAUUUUGGAAAGUAUCAAAUUUUAGAAAAUAUUAAAACAUUGUUUAUAAAAAUAAUCCUAUCUUUUUAACUGUUUCAGUUCCACUUUUUCAUCUCAGUCCUGGCAAAAAUGUUUUAUUCUGUUCUUAACUAACCUGUAUUAGUUAUUUCUAUGGUCUUUCUCACCAACUAAUGCCCCUACUCCUGGAUAUAAAGAAUUCUUUUGAUCAAUUCAGACCUAUGAGUCAUUGGGAACUGUCCAAUUGCACACUUUCUCCAAGGCUUACAAAUGUUGCAUUUUGUUGGCUUGCCUUGUCUAUUCAGAAUUAAUUUGAGCAUGCUGUUACUGUACUUGUAUAAAAGCUGUUCUUAACAGUAAAUUGGGAUGGACAAUGAAUGCUGGCUUUGCCUGUGGUGCUCAUAUCAUAUGAAUGAAUAAAAAACAAAAGUUAUAUUACCUGGUCAGUUGACUGGAGGCUUAAACCAUGCUCAUGUUGCAAGAUUUGAAUGAAUACGUGUAAAGAAGAAAAUCUUGCAUUAAUGUAAUGUUUCAUCAUCAUUAGACAUCCAAAAGCACUUGCAGUGAAUAAUGUACGUUUUGAAGUGUAAUCACUGUUGAAAUGUAGGAAACUCGGCAGCUAACUUGCACGCAGUAAACUCUGCCGGACAUCAGUGCGAUAAUGAUAAGAUAAUUCAUUUCUUGUGUUGUUGAUUGAGGAAUAAAUAUUGACCAGGACACUAGGAAUAACUCCUCUGCUAGUGCCAUGGGAUCAUUUACAUCCACUGAGCAGACAGAUGGCACCUUGGUUUAACAUCUCCUUCAAAAGACAGCAAAUUCCUCAGUACAAUCCCCUCUCAGUACGUUGCUCAAUUGAUUCUUGUGUCUGAGGCCUGGUGUGGGACUCGAACCAGAAACCUUGCAAUUCAGAGGGAUUUUUGUUUAUUUUUUGAGAAGUGAGAGUGUCACUUGCAGGGUAUUUCCUAUCCCUAAUUCCUUUAGCUGAGUGGCUUGCUGGGCGAUUUCAGAUCAUAAUUAAGAGACAACACAUUGUUGUACAUUUGGAGUUAUAUGUAGGCCAAGAAACAGAUAUUGUCAGUUGAGCUGCAGCAGACACCCUUAUAAACUUUAAGAUUUUUUUCUUUUUCCUUAUGCUUGGUUUUGGAUAUGUCUAACAGUUGUACAAUUAGAAAUUAAUAAAGUUUAAAUUAUAGAUAAUCUCUGAAAUUCUCUGUCCAUAACAAAAGUAAAGGAAAAAACAUUUAAUCGGGAAUAAAUUUUUGAUAAAAUUCCUUGACCUGCUAUAACUCCUGGAUGCAUUAUUGUGUUUGAUUAUCAGGGAAAUUGUAGAAUAUUUAAUGAUUGAUCUUGUGUUGAUCAAAAAGAGUUGAUAGCAGAAGUACAACCUGAGCAUAUAACACUAUCAGCAAGAGAUGUGGAGUAUGGGCUUAGGAUCUUUUGAUAUUGCCAGUUUAAAGUGAAGAAGAUCAGCCUUCCUUUUUGGUGUUAUAAGACUGUUAGAAGCAUUGUUUAUGAGUUUGGACAGUUAUUGAGAUCUAUUUAAGCUGGUGCUUUCGUCAAACAAUUUUGUUGUGACUGCUUCAGUAAAAUCCAAGUAAAAAGUGAUAAAUUAUAAUUUAAAUUACAGCAGUAACAGCAUAUAAUGUCUUAAAAUGCAAUGCAUGGCCAUGCCCUUGAUAAAUUAUGACUAUGUUAACAUUAGUAUGAUAUUUGAAAUCUACAAAUACCGCCAAAUUUAAGUUUUUUACAACAUAUUUAAUCACCAUGUGAAUUAUCUCCUUCAUUUUCAGUCUACUCACCAAUAGUUAGCUCUUGCUUUCUUCCAAUUCACAAUAAAUAAAUCCAAAAUGUUGUGCCACCAUUUCAAAAUCAUUACUAUGAUCUGGAUAGUGAUUGACAAACAGAACUCUAUUACCUAUACAAUUGUAUUGCCCUCUUCACAUUGUUUCACUUCAUCAUGUUCAUCUUUAUUUUUUAAGUCUACCUAGUCAGAGGGACAACAAUUUUAGAUCUGAUCAUAGUAAUGACUUUAGAAGAGACCAAUGAUUAAGCUUCCCUAUGUAUUUUUGCAGUCACCUGACAGUGCAGCAAUACAGAAGUCCCACACGGGCCUAACACAGAUCAAUCCCAUUAAGUUGCUGCACAAGAAAGAAAUUUGAAGGACCGAUGCACUUAAAUGAACAGGUUGUGCACAACAAACAUUCCAGCAAAGUCCAUGUCCAGAUGCUAUUGAUCACUUCCUUUAUAGUAAACUGAAUCUAAAAUUUUUCAUUAUUGAAAUUCACUAAAUUAUGAUAUAGGCCUCCAUGAGGUGGUUAAGGCUUCAUUCACAUCUCUUUCAAGAUCUCCAAUUUAUUGAUUUUAUAUCCUGAAAGGGGUUGGGUAAUGGUUUAACACAUUCAUGUACAAUAGAGAAAACAUUUCUUGUUAACUUUCAUUUAACUAUUUCCUCAAUGCCAAGGGCCAACAGCUCCUUUAAUUUCGGAUCUCAUGUUGAAGUGAUUUUAUUCUAAUUUUAUUAGAAAAGGUUUUUGAGUUCCUUAUUAAUUUAAAAUUCUAUCUUUUAAAAAUUUCAGAUGGGUUUUCUGCCCAUUUCAGUAGCAAAUACUUUCAAGCUAACAGCUAUGUUAAUUUUCCAUGAUAAAACGCAGGACAUCACAAUAAAUAAAAUUGAGCUAGUUAAUUUAAGAUGCUGUUGUCCAUCCUUACCAGAAAAUAUGUUACUUAAUCAUUGUUUUCAAUAAACUCUCAAUAUGACUUGACCAGGUCCUUAAAGAAGUGUAAGCGUUUUUAAAAUAUGUUAAGAAAACUCUAUUUCUUGCUAUCCUGCCAUUAACUGUUGAAAGAGAGGUAUAUUUAACUCAAACUUUUGAGACUUGGUAACAGUGCUUUGAAAUUAAUUUUCAUUGACCCUGUAAAAUAAGGCAAUGUGUGUCACUUGCCAAGGUUUUUUUAAAGUCAGUGUUUCAUCCCAGGCUCGAGUUAUCAGUGAAAUUUUCUAACAAUUUCUGAUGAUAGCAUGAUAUAAAUAUAAUAAUGUUGAUUCUGUAGAAAUAAUGUCUCCAAUGUGGGUAAACAAUCUUAUGUGUGUUAACACUUCCUGCCUAAAAUGUUGGAUCUGUAAAUACCUGGUGGGAGAAGGAAAGUCAGUCAUGUAACAGUUGGUGGAUGAAGGGCUGGGUUGGAGUGGAGAAAGCAAGGGGCAGUGGGGCAAGUGAAGAAAUCUCCCUGUUAAUCCUGUUCCUUGGCAAUCACUUUGUGAAUAUUCCUAACAGAUAAUAUUUCAAAGAUUGAUUUUCACACUCAUAACUAUCAGCUUGUACAGUAAAAGCUAUUUCCCCAUAACAUUCAUUAUGGGAAUGAGCAGAUACGUCACCUUUUACCCUUAGGUCUCAAAAAGCUUAUUAUAUUUCCUUAACAGACAUAAAACAAUAAUACUCGUUGAUAACAUUCAACUCACUUCCACAGUUGCAACCAAUGUCAUUACUUGAGGAUAUCAAAUCUUUGAUCUUACAUUUAGCUGGAUGGUAAUCUUUCAUUUAAAUUAUAAUAUGCACUUUUAUGGUGAGCAUGGCUUAGUAAUAUUCAGAUUAGGAAAUAAAUUUGGAUUUUCUCCAUUUAUCUGAAUUUGCCCUAAAGAUUAGACAUUACUGUUAGCUGUUCUACUUGGUUGAACAGUUCCUGGAAUCAAUAGGUCAACAGUGUAGGAAAGGCCAUGAAAUUUCUUUCCAGGUGAUUUCAUAAGUGCCUCAAUUUUGAUGAAAGUAUUUCCCAUCAUCUGUGUGAUAUUAAGAACAGGUUUGGUAUAAAAUGUGUUUUUCCUCCGUUGAAAUAUCAUUGAAAUUCUUUUCAUGUCAAAUUUGUGAAAGCCUCAUCACAGAAUGUAAACUAUAAUUUUACUCCUUAUUUCCAAAGCCACACAUUUUGGUUAAUUCCUCACUCCUUUGUGUCCUUGGUCAAAGUAAUUAGCACAAAAGAUUAGCACUCUAAAACCAGCUUUAGGAUAAGUGGGUCAGAAUGAUGAUCCUUGAAAUUUUCCCUCUUCUUUGUUUCUCAGUUUCUAAUUACUCCUUCCCCUCAAUGAUUCAUCUAAGUUUUGGAACGGGCUAAAUGAGAAUUACAGACAUGAACUCAAGUCCUACCACUAUGAGGUGCAGUGAGUUGGUACAAAUUUGUGUCAUAUUAUUUUCAUAAAAUUAUUGAAAUUAUAUUUGGACAUGAAGAUGCAGAAUUCCAAAGAUACUAAAUGGAAAUCUUGCUUUACCUGUGAACUACAUCUAAAGUUAUAGAGAAAACCAUGAAUAUUGAAUAUUAUUUACUUUAUUUUGUUAACUGAUCAUUCACGGGGAUACUAUAUACUUGAGAGUACUUUACCUAGACUGCAAACACUUCUGAAUGCUAUGGAGAGAAGGGCUCAAUGAAGAAUCAAAAUAAAAUGUUAUUAUAUGAUUUCGCACUCUUACUAUCAUUGACAAAGUAAACUCCUUUAUUCAAGGAUAUCCAGCAGUUGUACUGUUGAGGCCAGAAAUACUACAUUAAUAACAACUUGCACUUAAAUAGUAUCUUUAACGUAGAAAAAUUCCCAAGGUGCUUCACAGAGGCUUAACUAAACGUUGAUAAUUAGAGUUUUAUUAAUGUGUAAGUGCUAUCUACAAUUCUUUCUUUAACAUCAGGAGUCACCUGGAGACUAUACUAUCAACCUUCCAUUCUUCUAUGCAUUUAUGAACAGUUAUUUGGCCGUUAAUAUUCUGGUAAAGCUUACAGCCAGAGAAGAAUUGACUGAAACUCUUUGUGAGUUCAUGGGAUAGUGAUACCAGUGUAUCAGCAAUCCUUUUUCAAUUUUACUGUUUCAGACCCUGGACUGGCAACCAUUGAUGCAAUGUGAGCUGUUUACUAACAUUGUACAUGUUGUCCAACUACAAGCGUGCCUUCUACUGGCCAAUCUGCAGUCAUUGAGAAGUCCAGAGCCACUGCAGGUCCUGAUCCUUUGAACGAAGUAUAUGAUAAUAAAGAAGACUUUGGCAGAAAAGAGAAAUACUUGGCAAAUAUAUAGAUAUAUGUUUCAUUUUUAGUGCAAUUUUAAAAGUAAUGACUACUUCAAUGGCCCUGUGAAUUUCUUUGCAUGUAUCAUCAGUAUAACAGUUCAUCUACAGGAAUAAAAUGCAACAAGCUUUUAGACUGCUAAAGACCACCAAUUGACCUACUUUAUAAUUAUUAUGCUGGGGCUUUGAUGGAAGUACAUUGACUGUAAUCUAGCCAAUUAAUGUACAGUCUGCAUGCUGCAGCUCUGCACACAGCAUGGAAAGCAACGGCAUUGUACAUGUCAGCCUACGAGAAGGUAUUGCUUUCAUCAAGUUUAGUUAGAACUCAACUGCAAACUGUAGUAAAUCAUUGAGCAGUACAGAAAUGUUAUUUCUCCAGUUUGUUAUUUAAGCAACCUUCAAAUGAAUUGGUAUCAUUAAAAAAUUCUGUACAAGCAAAUUAAUUUGGCUUAAUAAGUCCAAUUGUUAAAAUUCAAGCUCUGUAAAUCACUGUAGGAUCCAUAAGAUUCUAAUCAACAAAGGUUGCAUUAAACGUUCACUCUUUCUGUUCUGGAGUCCUUUGUUGGUCAAUUUUUGAAAUGUAAGAAUGUAUUUACUUCCAAAUUUCCUUUACAAAUUUUGAAUUCAAUUGCAGCAAUUAUUUUAUAGUUGACUCCUAAAUCAGAUCAAUUAAAAUUUAUAUUCACAGAUAAAUGAUUUUUGAAACUGGUCUGAAAUUUAUUUGUUGGAUAUCGGAUACUACAUUUUUAAAUCACAAUAUCAUGGCACCAUGAAUCUCAAUUAUGCCAUUCUGUUUCUGUAUGCUUUCCAGACGGAAAAUAAGCUCCAAUGUACAACUGUGGUUUCUGUGUUAUUUUAAACUUUGUUCAACAUUGCAUGACAGAGUUACUUGCAGUUGAUAACAUGCAAACUAAAACUUUGUUCAAGUAUACACUUUGCCUCAGACAGCACAAAAAUGCCUAUUAUUAUGAUAAACAAGUUGUUGCCUUUUGUGACUCAAAGUAGAGUUCAAUUGUUUGAAUUUGUCAGUUUUUUCAACCUAAAAAUGUUUUUUUUUGCAUGUAAACAGAUGUUUGAAGAUUCAUUCUUUAAUCUCUGAUAAUGUGACGAUUUCAUGCUUUA
Messenger RNA from Stegostoma tigrinum, 14566 nucleotides. It is a transcript of the gene jph3b, whose product is annotated as junctophilin 3b. The record is from RefSeq and is a predicted model, not a curated record. Gene Ontology annotation, cellular component: junctional membrane complex; endoplasmic reticulum membrane; plasma membrane. Gene Ontology annotation, biological process: regulation of synaptic plasticity. NCBI's taxonomy places the organism in Eukaryota, Metazoa, Chordata, Chondrichthyes, Orectolobiformes, Stegostomatidae. The transcript is spliced from 5 exons. Bases 576 to 2825 code for a protein of 749 amino acids.